Messenger RNA from Triticum aestivum (bread wheat), 670 nucleotides. RefSeq lists its product as uncharacterized. The record is from RefSeq and is a predicted model, not a curated record. The transcript is spliced from 3 exons. NCBI's taxonomy places the organism in Eukaryota, Viridiplantae, Streptophyta, Magnoliopsida, Poales, Poaceae. The coding region runs from base 2 to 346 and encodes 114 amino acids.
GAUGGUGGUGAUGGAGGAUGAGGAGGAGGAGGAAGAGGAGGAGAAUGAUGAUGAUGAUCCGGAUAAGAAGACAUACGCCGUCUACCUGAACCAUGUGGCGGAAACCCCCAAACAUUCAAUAGUAUGUCUCAUCUGUUUCCUUGAGAAGGGCAAGAUGAAGCAGAUACGCAAAUCAUCUGUCGAAGACCACUGCAGAAGUCUUCAUAAUACCCCUGGUAUCAAGUGCGAGAAGACUGGCUGCAUGGUCAGAGCCAAGUACAGGGGAGAUAUUGGCAAACAUAAGAAGUAUUGUCACGAUCUAAAAACCGGAUGGUGGAAGAAGCUCCGAAGACAUGAUGGAGCUUAGUGUGAUGCAAUCCAAGAAAACAAAGGUGGAGCCAUGUGUUCUGAAAGACCCCGACCGGACGUCCGACACAACCUGAUCAGAGCCGAAACGUCGGACUUCCGACAAGUACCGUACGUCCGAACCCCCUCGAGAAUAUGAGGAAUUGUUUUUAGUGGUUUACUGCUCAUAAUGUGUAUAUAAACAGGGUUGUGAAGUUCAGUUUGUUCAUGUCGAAAACGUGAGUUUGCUACAUGGACAUAAACCUUUGCUGAUUUGUCAGCAUGUGAGUUUUAACCUCCUGCGUGAAAAGUUUUAGUGCAAUUUUUAGCUGGACAUUGUUCAAGC